This is a messenger RNA of Necator americanus (New World hookworm), 741 nucleotides long. RefSeq lists its product as uncharacterized. Lineage: Eukaryota; Metazoa; Nematoda; Chromadorea; Rhabditida; Ancylostomatidae. The transcript has 4 exons. The coding region runs from base 1 to 741 and encodes 246 amino acids. Gene Ontology annotation, molecular function: heme binding; electron transfer activity; structural constituent of ribosome. Gene Ontology annotation, cellular component: mitochondrial intermembrane space; ribosome; cytosolic large ribosomal subunit. Gene Ontology annotation, biological process: mitochondrial electron transport, ubiquinol to cytochrome c; mitochondrial electron transport, cytochrome c to oxygen; translation. The record is from RefSeq and is a predicted model, not a curated record.
AUGCCGACCAAAGCGUUGGGAGAAACUUUGAAGGAGUACAUGGUUGUUGGGCGCAAACUCCCGACCGAGAAAGAGCCGGUGACUCCUAUUUGGAAAAUGCAGAUUUUUGCUUCCAACCAUGUUAUCGCGAAAUCUCGCUUCUGGUACUUCGUCUCUAUGCUCCGUAGGGUCAAAAAGGCCAACGGGGAAAUUCUGUCAUGCAAACAGAUCUUCUCCGACAAGACAGCUGGUUCUGUGAAGAACUACGGUGUUUGGCUGAAGUAUGACUCGCGUACUGGUCAUCACAACAUGUACAGAGAGUACCGUGAUGUCACUGUCGCUGGAGCUGUUACCCAAGCUUAUCGUGAUAUGGGAGCUCGUCAUCGUGCACAGGCUGAUCGCAUCCACAUCCUGAAGGUUGCGGAAAUGGCAGAUAUCCCAGAAGGUGACUACGAGAGGGGCAAAAAGGUCUUCAAACAAAGAUGUCUUCAAUGUCACGUUGUCGACUCUAAGGCAACGAAGACUGGGCCAACUCUCCAUGGGAUCAUUGGACGCACCUCAGGAACUGUCGAUGGAUUCGACUACUCCGCUGCCAAUAAGAACAAGGGCGUAGUCUGGACACGUGAAACCCUAUUCGAAUAUCUUCUGAACCCUAAGAAGUACAUCCCAGGAACGAAGAUGGUGUUCGCCGGUUUGAAGAAGGCAGAUGAGCGAGCUGAUUUGAUUAAGUAUAUUGAAGUAGAAUCAGCUAAGCCCUGUUAA